CAUCGAUUUAUUCGCAUUCAAGCAGUACCCAGAAGGCUCAAUCAAUAGUCUGAAGCAAAAUCACAAGUUUCAAUAUCUGACAUCUCUAUGUAAAGCUGUGGAAAAAAUGAGAGAUGGGUAUUCCAAGAAUAGCAAGCUUUCAUGGCCCAAGUCCCUGGUCAAGAAAUGGUUCAAUAUCAGGAGCAGAGCCGAGGAUUUCCACGCAGACGACGUCGUAUACGAAGGUGGUGAUCAAGAAUGGAGGAACAAAUUCACGGAGAAGGGAGCAUGCACUAUCAAGAAAAACAAAACAGAAAGGUCAAGUAGGAAAAACUCCGAUCGCGUACGGCGAAGUAAAAUUGACCUAGAGGCUUCCCAAGUUACAGAUCUGCAUAAUUAUAGGAUUUUUGUAGCUACAUGGAAUGUGGCCGGAAAAUCUCCCCCAAGUUAUUUGAAUCUUGAAGAUUGGCUUCAUACCUCCCCUCCCGCCGACAUUUAUGUUCUUGGGUUCCAAGAGAUUGUUCCUUUAAACGCGGGUAAUGUCUUGGGCACAGAGGACAAUGGCCCGGCUAGAAAAUGGCUAGCACUAAUCCGAAAGACCCUAAAUAGUCUUCCAGACACAAGUGAGGGUUUCCGUACACCUUCGCCGAUUCCUAACCCUAUUGUUGAACUAGAUUCAGACUUUGAGGGAUCAAUGCGGCAAAAGGCGUCAUCUUUUUUCCAUCGUCGGUCAUUUCAGUCCUUGAGUCGUAGCAUGAGGAUGAUGGAUAGUGACAUGCCAUUUCCAACACCCCAACUUGACCGUCGAUUCAGUGUUUGUGAUAGAGUUAUGUUUGGGCAUAGGGCAAGUGAUUAUGACCCGAAUUUUAGAUCAUGUUCAUCGGAUGAUGAGAUUGGGCCUGCGGAUUCACCCGGUACCCCAUAUGUCUCACCAAUCUCGUUCAAUGGAUCUACUUCAAUGGAGAGAGAUAGACAAUCAGGACAAUCAAGGUACUGUUUGGUUGCUAGUAAGCAAAUGGUGGGGAUAUUCCUCACAGUAUGGGUUAAGAGUGAUCUAAGGGAUGAUGUUCGGAACAUGAAAGUUUCUUGUGUCGGAAGAGGAUUGAUGGGCUAUCUUGGAAACAAGGGUUCAAUUUCAAUUAGCAUGUCUUUGCACCAAACAAGCUUCUGCUUCAUUUGUAGUCAUCUAACCUCCGGGCAGAAGGAAGGCGACGAGUUGCGAAGAAACUGCGAUGUCAUGGAAAUUCUUAGGAAGACAAGGUUUCCACGGGUUCAUGGAAUGGGGGAUGAGAAUUCGCCUCGAACAAUUCUAGAGCAUGAUCGGAUUAUUUGGCUUGGGGAUCUGAACUAUCGGAUUGCACUUUCUUACCGAUCUGCAAAGGCUCUUGUUGAGAUGCGUAACUGGAGGGCUUUGUUAGAAAAUGACCAGCAGCUUCGGAUAGAGCAGAGACGUGGACGUGUUUUUGAGCGAUGGAAUGAAGGAAAGAUUUAUUUUCCUCCCACGUACAAGUACUCAAAUAAUUCAGACAGAUAUGCCGGAGAUGAUAUGCACCCAAAAGAGAAAAGGAGAACACCUGCAUGGUGUGAUCGUAUAUUGUGGUAUGGCAGAGGCCUACACCAAAUAUCUUAUGUUCGUGGAGAGUCCAGAUUCUCUGAUCAUAGACCAGUCUAUAGCAUAUUUUUGGCAGAGGUUGAGUCUAUUAACCAUAGCCGAAUCAAGAAAAGCAUGAGUGGUUCUAGUUCUAGGAUCGAGGUGGAAGAGUUGUUGCCACACUCAAAUGGAUACACUGGCCUUCGGUUGUAUUAAGAAAAGCAUGAGUGGUUCUAGUUCUGGGAUCGAGGUGGAAGAGUUGUUGCCGCACUCAAAUGGAUACACUGGCCUUCAGUUGUAUUAAGGAAUUGAUUCACAUGAUUCCCAUUUGAGAGGGCAUGGUAUUGUUCAACAGGCACAAGCCAUUAUAAGGCUUCAGAAUGUCUUUUGCCAAGAAGGGCCUGGAACUUGAGAAAGAAUUUUGGCAUCUUUGAGGAUCAGUUCAACGUGACUGAGGCCAUCACUUAACUUGUCCUCUUCAAAGACAGAGGAGAGAAAAGUAGAAACUGAUGCGAAAAUGACUCGGUUUCGCUAUGAAAUCUUUGCCUCAGCGGUGAUAGAGAACGUUGGUUGCAUGCUGCACUUCAAAGAAGUUCGGUUACCGACUCAAAAUUUUGUCGAUGAUUACAAACAAGUUAGAACAUGUCGCCGUUGCACAAGUAAUGAGGGUGAGUACGCCUGAAAAUGCAGGUUCGCGGUUCCUUGGUGAUUCAGUAAACGAAACUCAUUUCAGAAAAUCAGAAUGAAAAACUAGGGACUUUUUUUUGUUCUGAAAGAAAAUACCCCUAAGAGAUUCUGACAAAGAUCUCAUGAGUUUUUUUUUUGAUAAGUCAAUCUGAUGAGGUGUUUGUUUUCUUAAUUUUUACUCCACUAUUACUGGAUAUAUAGAAAAUUGUGAUGGAUGCUAAUUGCCUCGUCAUAAUCUACCCUACGAUGUAACGGGUGUCAAACUGGACCGUUUGAUUUGUCUAAUUGUAGGCUUUCUAUCCUUAAUUUUAUGAUCGGAA
Messenger RNA from Rhododendron vialii, 2577 nucleotides. Its product is annotated as type I inositol polyphosphate 5-phosphatase 4-like. Gene Ontology annotation, molecular function: phosphatidylinositol-3,4,5-trisphosphate 5-phosphatase activity; phosphatidylinositol-4,5-bisphosphate 5-phosphatase activity; inositol-polyphosphate 5-phosphatase activity. The record is from RefSeq and is a predicted model, not a curated record. Bases 107 to 1786 code for a protein of 559 amino acids. The transcript has 15 exons. Gene Ontology annotation, biological process: phosphatidylinositol dephosphorylation. NCBI's taxonomy places the organism in Eukaryota, Viridiplantae, Streptophyta, Magnoliopsida, Ericales, Ericaceae.